AUGGCUCAACAGUUGUCUGGUGUCACGGUGGUGAUAUUUAUAGCUGGUGGUAUAUUGACAUUUAUAUUGCUGUUCAUAUUUGCCAAGAGGCAGAUCAUGAGAUUUGCUCUUCGAUCGAGGAGAGGCCCGCACGUGCCGAUUGGGCACGAUGGGAAGAAAACACUGAAAAGAGAAAUUGAACGACGAAUAGAAGUGGUUCCAAAAAUUGCUUUUGAGCCAAAAUUAAUGACAGUUGAUCAAGACGAUGACCUUUCAAAAUAUAUAUUACCACCAGCUGAAUCUAACAACAAACCAUUGCUGUCACACCAUUAUCGUAUGAAAGCAGUUGAUGAUGUCAAAAAGUUAGAACGCGAAAUCACUAAACAAGAUAAAACAUUGACUCGCCAUCCAAACGAAAACAUUCGUUCAUUUUUACUAAAUACAUUAGCAGUACUUUUGGAUGGUAGCGGACAGCAUAUAGUUCAUCAAUUCUGUGAUCUCUAUGAACAUGCUCGUUAUGAUCCAAAUGAAUUCUUGGAUGAAGAAUACCAAUCAUUCAUAAGAUUAAUGAAAAAACUAAUUGAUAUAGCAAAAUUAUUGAAAUCGUAUUCUGGCGAAAGUCGAAAAAAUAGUCCCAAUAAAACUCCAACUCGUAACAACAAUAUGCGAACUGGUACUAAUGAAAGUCUUAGGUCAAAAGACAGAGAUUCAAAUCGCUUAAAAGUUGUAUAA
Macrosiphum euphorbiae (potato aphid) is the source of this 711-nucleotide messenger RNA. The record is from the annotation of a GenBank genome assembly. Lineage: Eukaryota; Metazoa; Arthropoda; Insecta; Hemiptera; Aphididae.